Acanthisitta chloris (rifleman) is the source of this 1501-nucleotide messenger RNA. RefSeq names its product copine VII (gene CPNE7). Gene Ontology annotation, biological process: cellular response to calcium ion. The transcript has 14 exons. Gene Ontology annotation, cellular component: plasma membrane. NCBI's taxonomy places the organism in Eukaryota, Metazoa, Chordata, Aves, Passeriformes, Acanthisittidae. The record is from RefSeq and is a predicted model, not a curated record. The annotation marks the transcript as partial. Gene Ontology annotation, molecular function: calcium-dependent phospholipid binding.
GUGCCUGAGCCCUGCCCGCAGACCUCCCUGGCUGUGCUGUCCAAGGUGGAGCUCAGGGUCAGCUGUAAACACCUCCUGGACCGCGACACGCUCAACAAGUCAGACCCCUGUGUCCUGCUGCUGAUGCAGUCCCAGGGCCAGUGGAUGGAGGUGGAUCGCAGCGAGGUGAUCAAGAGCAACCUGAACCCUGUCUUCGCCAAGAUCUUCACCGUCGAUUACUACUUCGAGGAGGUGCAAAAGCUGCGGUUUGAGGUGUAUGACAGCCAUGGCCACACCGGCGUGGGCACGCACGACGAUGACUUCCUAGGGGGCACAGAGUGCACUGUGGGGCAGAUUGUGGCACAGAAGAGGGUGACGAAGCCUCUGUUCCUCAAGUAUGGGAAAUUUGCAGGGAAGUCCACCAUCACGAUCAUCUCAGAGGAGAUCUCGGGGAACAACGGCUACGUGGAGCUCGCCUUCCGCGCCAAGAAACUGGAUGACAAGGACCUCUUCAGCAAGUCAGAUCCCUUCCUGGAGAUCUACCGCAUAGAUGAUGACCGCAGUGAGCAGCUCGUGUACCGCACUGAGGUGGUGAAGAACAACCUGAGCCCCAUCUGGGAACCCUUCAAGGUCUCCCUCAACUCACUCUGCAGCUGUGAGGAGAAGAGGAAGCUGAGGUGUGUAGUGUGGGACUACGACUCACGGGGCAAACACGACUUCAUCGGGGAGUUCUUCACCACCUUCGAGGAGAUGCAGAAGGCAAUGGGGGAAAACAAGGUGCAGUGGGACUGCAUGAACCCCAAGUACAAGAUCAAGAAACGCAACUACAAGAACUCGGGGGUUGUAGUGCUGCUGGACCUGAAGAUCCACAGGGUCUAUUCCUUCCUGGAUUACAUCAUGGGUGGCUGCCAGAUCCACUUCACAGUGGCCAUCGAUUUCACAGCCUCCAAUGGGGACCCCCGGAACAGCUGCUCCCUGCACUACAUCAACCCCUACCAGCCCAAUGAGUACCUCAAGGCGCUGGUGGCCGUGGGUGAGAUCUGCCAGGACUAUGACAGUGAUAAGAAAUUCUCGGCUCUGGGCUUUGGUGCCAGGAUCCCCCCCAAGUAUGAGGUCUCUCAUGACUUCGCCAUCAACUUCAACCCUGACAACGAUGAGUGUGAGGGCAUCCAGGGUGUUGUGGAGUCCUACCAGAGCUGCCUGCCCAAAAUUCAGCUUUAUGGCCCCACCAACGUGGCUCCUAUCAUCUCCAAGGUGGCUCGUGUGGCUGCUGAUGAGGAGCAGACAAAGGAGGCAUCGCAAUACUUCAUCCUGCUGAUCCUGACGGACGGGGUGGUGACGGACAUGGCAGACACGCGGGAGGCAAUCGUCAGGGCGUCCUCCCUGCCCAUGUCCAUCAUCAUCGUCGGCGUGGGGAACGCCGACUUCACCGACAUGCAGAUCCUGGACGGGGACGACGGCGUCCUGCGCUCCCCCAAGGGUGAGCCCGUCCUCCGCGACAUCGUGCAGUUCGUCCCCUUCC